Cordyceps militaris CM01 is the source of this 255-nucleotide messenger RNA. RefSeq lists its product as uncharacterized. The record is from RefSeq and is a predicted model, not a curated record. Bases 1 to 255 code for a protein of 84 amino acids. NCBI's taxonomy places the organism in Eukaryota, Fungi, Ascomycota, Sordariomycetes, Hypocreales, Cordycipitaceae. The transcript is spliced from 2 exons.
AUGGCGGCCCCGCAGCUUCACAAUCGAAGUCCAUCGCCUGCAUCGACACUUUUCGUCGUAUCCAAGCACCCAUCAUCCCCUUUGCCCACAUCCCCCCUCCCGCUUCACAUCUAUCCAUUUCCCAUUUCCCUGCGUGAGACCAUCCAGAAUGGACUCCAUAUGCCGCGACGGCACGCAGCUUUUGCUCCUGGCCCGGCCAUGCUCCUCACCUCUCAUCCACUUCAUCAAACUUCGGCUAGUGCCGCCUGCCCAUAA